AUGAAAGGUGUGGUGAGAUUUGGCAAGAAGGGUAAGUUGGCACCGAGAUAUGUUAGACCUUUUGAGAUUUUGGAAAGGGUUGGAGACUUGGCAUAUCGACUUGCUUUACCUGUUAGCAUGUCUGGUGUACACAAUGUCUUCCAUGUAUCUAUGCUCAGGAAGUACAUUCGAGAUAAGACCCAUGUCAUUGAUCAUGGUGCUAUCGAGGUGAAUCCGGAUGUGACAUUCGUCGUUGAACCUGUUCUUAUCUUGGAUAGGUCCACGAAGAGGCUUCGUAGGAGGGAGGUUGAUUUGGUCAAGAUUUUUGCGAGGGUGAUGCUUCCUGGGAGUUGGAAUCGGAUAUGA
Rosa rugosa (rugosa rose) is the source of this 345-nucleotide messenger RNA. RefSeq lists its product as uncharacterized. Bases 1 to 345 code for a protein of 114 amino acids. The record is from RefSeq and is a predicted model, not a curated record. NCBI's taxonomy places the organism in Eukaryota, Viridiplantae, Streptophyta, Magnoliopsida, Rosales, Rosaceae. The transcript has a single exon.